AUGUAUUCAAUAUUGAGACUUGUUUCUCGUCCAUCGACAAUAUCAUGUAUUCGUCAUUUAAAAAUGAAUACAAGAAUGCCACGUUCACGACCAGAUUUACUUCGAUUUAUAGAAGAUAUUACAUUACCUGUACUUGAAAAACCAUUACCAGAUCCUGUUGAAGAUUGUUAUCGAGAACAAAUAAAAAAUAAAAUUCUUCUUGAUCAAGAAGAUAUUGAACUUGCUUCGGAAUAUGAUCAAUUUCGAGCGCGACAUUUUCGUGAAAUACUUGAAUCAAGUCGUAUUGUUUUACUUUGUCAAGAAGUUUGCAUUGUUCCAUCAAUUCGAUAUACAAUUGCAAAAAUGCAAUUUAUGAAAAAUGGAUUCACAUUUACAAAAUUUCCACGAAUAGUUCCACAUUUAGCAUUAGCAAAUGAUAUUCAAUAUGAGAAUUUUCUUCCACCAAUUUUAUCAUUUGGUUUUGAAACAAUUUAUUUAUUUCAUAAAGAGAAUAAUUUAGCAUUAGCUUUUAAAUUACUUAAAAAAUACCGAAAUAAUUUAUUAUUAAUAGGUGGUCUUGUUGAUGGACGUUUGUAUAAUCGAGCUGGUCUUGAAAAUUUAGCACAAUUACCAAAUAUUGAUUAUUUUCAAGGUGAACUUGUUUCAAUAACACAGUUACCUAGUAGUCGAACAUUAUCAUUAGCAAAUCAUCCAGCUCGAUUACUUAGUCAUUAUUUAGAUACAUAUGUUAAAUCUCAACAAACGAAAACAUAA
Molecule: messenger RNA, 753 nt
Organism: Rotaria sordida
Lineage: Eukaryota; Metazoa; Rotifera; Eurotatoria; Philodinida; Philodinidae
Source: the annotation of a GenBank genome assembly